Molecule: messenger RNA, 1246 nt
Organism: Gossypium arboreum
Lineage: Eukaryota; Viridiplantae; Streptophyta; Magnoliopsida; Malvales; Malvaceae
Product: calcineurin B-like protein 7
Exons: 8
Coding region: 107-688 (193 amino acids)
Biological process (GO): calcium-mediated signaling
Molecular function (GO): calcium ion binding; kinase binding
Source: RefSeq, a predicted model, not a curated record
UAGUAUUCAUGCAAAUUCCAAUUCAAAAUCUUUCACUCUACUAUCCAUAGGUCUCUUUUCCUACGUUCAUAUAACCUUUAGGAAAGAAAAAACAAAACCAUUUAAGAUGGGCUGCGUUUGCAUGAAGUAUCGAGUUAAACAUGAAGAUCCUACCAUUCUUGCUGCUGAAACCUGCUUUAAUGAAACCGAAGUUAAAGCUUUGUACGAGCUUUUCAGACAACUAAGCAGUUCUCUGGUUGAUGAUGGAUAUAUAAGCAAGGAAGAGUUUCUACUUGGUUUGUUCAGAAACAGAAAAGAACAAAAUCUCUUUGCAAACAGGAUGUUUCAGUUAUUCGAUGCCAACAAUGAUGGGUUUAUAGGAUUCGGAGAGUUUGUUCGAUCUCUAAGCAUCUUUCACCCAGAUGCUCCUCGCUCCGACAAAGUUGGUUUCGCAUUUCAAUUAUAUGAUAUAUGGCAAACUGGUUUCAUCGAACCUGAGGAGGUUAAGGAGAUGAUUUUGGCUCUUCUAAACGAAUCAAAUUUGGUCCUUUCUGAUGAUGUGAUCGACGUCAUUGUUGAUAAGACAUUUAAAGAUGCAGAUUCAAAUAAGGAUGGAAAAAUUGAUAUGAAAGAGUGGGAUGAAUUUGUAGCUCACAACCCAAUUUUGAUGAAAAAUAUGACUAUCCCACAUUUGAUGGACUUGACAUGACGAAUGCUUUUCUUAGUUGCAGAGAUUCGAUAUUAAAAAUGGCACCAUAAAAGCAAAAAAAAAGUUCAGUAUGGCAAACAUUUGGCCUACUAGCUAACUUAGUAGAACAAAUUCAGAACGCUUUGGUUUUUGUUCAUUUUAAAACCAGAAAUUAGUGACUUAUCAUACAAUUUGGGGAUUAAUAUUUUGGAAGACACAACAUGAGAUGUGGGACAUGUCAUCCCUUUGGAUCAACUCUAAUCUCUUUAGAUGCAUGUACUUCAACUUAAACCAAUUCCUUACUUCUUAAUUAAUUAAUUAAUAAUUCCUAUACAUGUUGCGACCAUCUCAUCAACUUUGCUGGCUCAAGGCGAAACACACCUCGUGGGCACAUCAUUAACUUGCUGCCAAACUCAACAACUCUUCUAUAAUUUAAUUUAAGCCUCAUUUUUUGUACUUUUAGUCUAAUUUGUUUUGUUUUUUAAAUAUUAUUUCCUCUAUCAAAAAGCAUAUAGGUGGAAAUAGUAUAACGAUAUCUUUACAUUACACAAUAAAUGUAGUCUCCUUCCUAUUGUUUAA